Molecule: messenger RNA, 1444 nt
Organism: Pseudo-nitzschia multistriata
Lineage: Eukaryota; Bacillariophyta; Bacillariophyceae; Bacillariales; Bacillariaceae
Source: the annotation of a GenBank genome assembly
CAUCGGAAUUGUUAUGCCCAGUGCAGUGAUUUUCAAAAGUGCAGCUUGUAGUACGAGUUACUUCUAGCAGACAGUGACGAUGGUGGGCUCCUGGACGCUGUUCGUGUGCGUGCUUGUCGUCAUGUCGGCGAGUGUGUAUGUUUCCUUCGAUGACAAGCACGUCGUUUCKGCCUUUCAAAGCAACAACCGCAACAACAAAAUACCUCUGGAAAACAGACGCCGCCGUACGACCUCCCGGAAGACGGAAAGGGUGGUUUGCUCCUCGUCUCGGAGAAGGAACGGGAACGGGAACGGCAGCGGCGGAAAACCCGGGCGCGCCCGGAACCCAUCCGGAGAGGACGCCAGGUGCGAGGCCGACCUUCUGCUGGAGUACUCCAUCGAUUCAUUCCUGAGGGGAGACUACGACCGGGCCUUUUCGGAGGACGCUUCCUCGCCCCUCCCGGGCCUGUCCCCCUCGGAGACGGUCGACGCCGCCCUKCGGUCCCUCCGGAACCUGGACGACCCGGAGCCCUUCCACGGGGCGGCCGUGCUSCUGCGGUUCUGCGCCGAGCUCGGUCGGGGGGAGCGCUGGGGAACGACCAUUACGACCGACCARCGCCGGGGCCGGGAGGGGUCCUGGAAGGAGCUCCUGCGCGGGGCCCUCACCCCGACCAUGCUUGCCCGGCGGAUCCGGGCCUCGGAGGAGUUUUCGGGGCUCCUGGACUGGAAUGGACUCGAAAUCACGGAGAGCGCAACAGAUUKGGUUGCGGGGGGAAUGGCAACUGCYCCGGGGCAACAAAAGCAGCCCUUUCCCGCGGAUGCGGACGCGAACGCGAACCGCAACGUGGCCUUUGUGGACGCGGCCCUCUUUUUUGGUGGCGAGCACGCAAGCAGAAGCACCGGGAAACAAAUCACAAAGACAAACACCACGAGCGGGGGGGAAGGCGGCCGYGCCCGCGGUUUGUCUCCGCCGGAACUCUACCGCUUUCGGCUGGCCAAGAUGCUGGGCGGGGUGUGGCUGAUCGAUUCCGUCCGGCGGAGMCCCCAGGGCCUGUCGUCCGCGACCAACUCCAAGGCGAGCGAGAGGCGAAAACGCGGGAGGCCACGGGGGCGCGAGGAACCGCGAACGAAACGAGGAGAACGGCCGGUGCAAAAACGAGGGGACAAACGAAAACGAGGCGGCAAAGAAACCAAGGAUUUCACCARGGACGAUGGCGAGCAGCGCCGUGACAAGCGAUAGCCUCUGGUCACGUCGAUCGUUUCGAAGAAAGAAAGYGCGCUGCAUUCGAAGCGACAGUCUCUCUAGAUUGCACCUACGGUUCGGUCUACGACAAGAGGUACAAGAAGAGGAGACUACCGAGCCAAAACGAGAAAAUUCGGAAAAAGCAAGCCAUCCUAUAUAUUAUACUACUAGUAAUUUGUUGUAUCACACAAYCUAGCUUUUGAAUAGAUAACACGCGCAACG